UCUGUACCUCCUUCUGCAUCUUCUCCACUCUCCCUCCUAGCCCCUUCUCCUUACAUUCAACUUGUUUCCUCCGUCUCCUCCUUCCUCCCUCUGCUCUGUCCCUCUCCUCCUCUGUUGUCGCUGCCAUUGCUGCUCUGCCUGCCUCACCCUACAUCCCUCCCUUCCAACUAAAGCUCCCCUCCCUCCCUCCCUCCCUCCUUCCUCCUGCUGUUGGAGAGCUUCAGAGCUGCCCGGCGUACGCCUGCACAUAGCAUAACACACUUCCUCUGCCGUGUGGCUAAAACAUGUCAACUGUUCUGGACCUGGAGCAGAUUUCAUUCACUGGGAAUGAAGUGGAGCACGACAUCGAGACGCCACACGGCGUUCUCCAUGUGACGAUGAGAGGCGUUCCCAAGGGCAACAGACCUGUCAUCCUCACCUAUCACGACAUCGGCCUCAACCACAAGUCCUGCUUCAACACCCUGUUCAACUAUGAGGACAUGCAGGAGAUCACCCAGCACUUCGCCGUGGUUCACGUGGACGCCCCCGGUCAGCAGGAGGGGGCUCCUCCCUUCCCCACCGGAUACCGUUACCCGACCAUGGACGAGCUGGCUGAAAUGCUGCCCUCUGUGAUGACUCAUCUGAAGGUGACCAGCGUGAUCGGCAUCGGUGUGGGAGCAGGAGCCUACAUCCUUACCCGCUUCGCACUGAACAACCCCAGCCUUGUGGAGGGACUGGUUCUGAUCGACGUUGACUCGUGUGCUGAAGGCUGGAUUGACUGGGCUGCUUCAAAGCUGUCUGGAUGGGCCAGUAACCUGGUGGAUGUCAUCAUGGCUCACCACUUCAGCACCGAUGAGCUGACAGAGAACCAGGAGCUGAUCCAGACCUACCGCCUCCACAUCGCCCAAGACAUCAACCAGAACAACCUGGCCCUGUUUUGUACCUCAUACCAAUACCGUCGAGACCUUGAAAUCGAGAGGCCCAWUGUCGGACAGAAUGAGGACACGGUUAACACACUCACCUGUCCAGCCCUGCUGGUGGUCGGUGACACAUCACCUGCCGUCGAGGCUGUGGUGGAGUGCAAUUCCAGAUUAAAYCCCACCAAGACUACUUUGUUAAAGAUGGCUGAUUGUGGAGGUUUGCCUCAAGUCGUGCAGCCUGGGAAGCUUGCAGAGGCAUUCAAGUACUUUGUUCAGGGCAUGGGAUAUAUUCCCUACGUUCUUCUCAGUCACCUGAGCAACGAAUCAGUGCCGGCAGCAGGAAUGACUCGCCUGGCUCGCUCUCGCACCACCUCCUCCUCCAGCAUCACCUCCAUGGAGAGCAGCCGCAGCCGCAACAACAUCAGCAGUCUGCUGGAGGGCGGCGGCAGCCAGACCGGACCCCAAACCAUGGAGAGCACCUCAAAGCCAGGGGGCCUGUGCGAUUAGAAAGGAGGAUCUAAGAAGUCUAUUAACAGAUGCAUAUGAUAAAAUAUAUUAUCUACUGUUUAAGUUGCAUUACUAACAGAAACUAUAACUACAUGCAGAUAUUGUAUAUUUAAAUGGUUAGAGAUUGACUCAACUGUCUAAUCUUGUAUUUAUUUUUAUUUUCACUCAUCACACAUUUCAGAAAUCCUGUGUUCAAACUGUUUUGUUUUUGUUUGUUUGUUUUUACUUCUACAUGCUGGCUCUGCUUGUUGUGAGUCAUUUAUUAUUUUGUUUUUCAAACCCACAGCAGCACAAUUAGGUAUGAAGAGGGUUCACAACAUCUGAAGUGAGGCAAACGACACAACAACGUAGCAUUAGUGUAGCACGGUGAAGCCAAGGGAAAUCCUCGUAGAAAGCUGUUUUUGUCCUCCUGUAACACUCGGACUCAAAUGUUUUGAGCACUCCUUUAAAAAAAAACGUUCAACAUUUUCUCUCUAGAUUUGGACUUUUAUUUUAUUUAAAUUUUCAAAAUAAAGAGCAAAUAAAACGUUUGCUUGAUGAACAAAAAGCAUAAAAAAUAGAUGGAAAUAAAACUAAAGUUAAAUUUAAGCACAGAAACAAAUAGAUAGUAGCCAAAUAUUAUCACAGUAUUAAAAGCUGCAAUAAUUCCCUGUUUUAAAAAAAAAAGUUCAAUUUGUUUCCAAAUUGGCAGAAAUAGAUCAUCUUUAUCAGCAGGAGCUGAUGUCAUUUCAUCACAGUAUUAGGAGCUUAAUGUUUUAUUUCUCACUGRUGCUGUUUCUAAAAGUGAUUUGUCUGCUUUGUAAUAAUCACCAGGCUUGUUUCUGUUUGAAACUUUACACUUCAGUCAUGUAAGGUAAACAACGAGCAGUUUUAUUAAACUUCAUCCUUUCAGCUGUCAGUUUUCAGACGGCAGAGAUCUUCCAUCGUUUUUGUUUUAAAACAGCUUUUCGUUCUUUUCACCCUGCUUGUCACGGUGCUGAGUGUCCCGCUCUAAUUCUCACUCUGACCGGUCAUCCCUGAUUUAAAAUGACAUCUCCAGGUGGUAAAGUUUUCCUUCAUGAAGGAGAUSAAAUGAUUUCCCUCUUUGCUUCUGUCCCGGUCACGUCCCAGAUGAACUAAAGUGAAAUAUAAACAGGAGUGGUCUCACACACACACCUGUAAUGACCCCACUCUCUGCUUUAGGGUUUGUGCUCCACAGUUUAAAAACCACUGCCCUAUGUGCUUUUAUUUAUUUUUUUUAAUUAUUUUUUUUUUCAAUAUAAUUGAACUUGCCGUAUUUCUUUCCUUUUGCGUCAUGUUGAUGUUUGUGUUCGGCUGAAUCGAUUUACUCAGUGAUGUUUUGACCACCUUGGAAUCUGAUGUGAAAUGUUUAACAGCGCUGCUCACUGUCUGCUGAUUCAGCUCAUUUCUGUUACUGCUGAAUAAAGCUCUGAAUAGAGAGAA
This is a messenger RNA of Austrofundulus limnaeus, 2849 nucleotides long. RefSeq names its product ndrg family member 3a (gene ndrg3a). The transcript is spliced from 16 exons. The record is from RefSeq and is a predicted model, not a curated record. Bases 285 to 1406 code for a protein of 373 amino acids. Lineage: Eukaryota; Metazoa; Chordata; Actinopteri; Cyprinodontiformes; Rivulidae.